Molecule: messenger RNA, 1554 nt
Organism: Phalacrocorax carbo (great cormorant)
Lineage: Eukaryota; Metazoa; Chordata; Aves; Suliformes; Phalacrocoracidae
Source: RefSeq, a predicted model, not a curated record
GAGAGGUGCGGAGCGGCGCGGAGGAGCGGCAGGGACCGGCCCCCGGCGCGGCCGCGGCCGGCGGGGCGCGGAACGGAGCGGGGCGGUCAUCAUCUCAAAAUCACGGAAAGCUGAAGAUGGAUUUUAAGCGUGUGAAGGACUCUAUCUAUUGGCUGUACUACCAGUACCUACUCAUCACCUGCAGCUACGUGCUGGAGCCCUGGGAGCGGUCCAUGUUCCACACCAUCACCGUGACUGUUUUCGCUAUGGUGGUGUACACGGCUUACGUGUUUGUCCCUAUUCAUGUCCGCCUGGCUUUUGAAUUCUUCUCCCAGAUAUUUGGAGGCCAGCCUGAAAGCACCGUUUCCAUCGUGAACUGAACUUGCCUGAGUAGCGAUUAGCAGCUCUUGCAACUUGUGAAAUGCAAUGUCUUCUUCAAUUCUGUGUAUUUAUUCUGAAGCAGUUUUGCAGUAAUGAAAAUACCAUUUUCUCUUACAAAACAUGGCUUGCUUAAUUACCAUAGCUGAAAAUGCACUGAGUACUGGCUGUUAAAUGAAACAUAAGCCAGCUUUUGCUGCAUGAUAAUGACACCCAUCACCUGGAAUGCCACAUUUACCUAAUAUUCAACUGGGUUCCACCUUCAGCGCUCUAUUUUAAUGACACUGGCAUGUAUGGAACCACAAAGACUGUUUACAAUGGCUGUGAGGAGGAGUACUACGCUCAUUAUACACAAAGAAGUUCUGCCAACAGAGUGCAGUGGCAAAAUAUCCCAAUCUUCUUUGACCCAGGUUAGAGAAUAUAAGGAGAUGAGUAUAAUACAGCACGAUUGAGUGCUAAUAUCUGGCUGGUUAUUGACUUCUGGUUUCUAAUGGAUGGGAGAGGAGAUUAGAAGAGAAAGUAAUAGGAGUAUGAACUUGAAUCCAACUUUUUGCAUCUAAGUUGCUGCAUCUGAGUUUAGAUGGUCUAAGAUAGUAAAAAACCCAUACUAUAGGUAAUCUUGUAGUUUACUGAAAAUGACAGGAAGAAAGAGACCUGGCUCUGUUUCAGUGCACUCCUGCCUUCUUUGAUAAAAACUGAGACAUCUCUUCUUCCUGCUCCCAUUCACCAAGGCAAGCAAAGUGCAUGUUUGCACAGACAAAGGUGAUCCAGAAAACAGAGCAGAAGUAAUAUUUUAAUAACUGCAGGGAAGUCUGAGAGCUUAAAAAUAUCUCCUUUAUAAAGAAGAAAUUAGAUUUAUUGUAAUUGCAUGUAGGGAGUUUCUUAACCAAUAGGUUUGUUUGGUUUUCACUCUACACCUAAAUCAAAUGUCAAUGCCAAAUCGUAAGUUAUAGUGCAUGUAUCUAGCAGCUGAUGCUACUGUUAUUAGAAGUGAGAGGUGCAAAAUGUAAAGAGCUUUCAAAUUAUGUUUGCACAGUUUUAGGAUUUUAAAAGCUCUCUUCUUUACCAAGCUGCAGUGGGGUCCUGCAUGCUUGAAAGAACCCUGUUUGGGAACUAAGACAUGUUUUGAAGGUUGAACAGAUCUGGACAUGUGUAUGCAGUUUUACCAGAGAAAAAUAAAACUUUAUUCUUCAGAAA